CACAUGGUCGUCACUUUUGGUGUUUGAUUAAAUGCUUUAGCUUUUGGGUAUCAAAACCUCCUCCCUGUCUCUUAUUGUUUCUUCUAUUCAUCCUCUCCCCCAUUGCAGGAUGGAAGGACAGCCAUCUUUUUUCCCCUCUGUUAGCAGCACUCCUUCCUCUUCCUUUUCUUCUCCCACCGCUUCCUCCUCCUCCCACUCGACCACCAUUGUCAUGGCCGAAACGCCACCGUCACCUCCUCAGCGAGAACAGAAGAAGACGAAGACCUUUGAACUGACGGCGCACUCCAUAUUUUAUGUCAAGCCCACCGCCGUGCACGCCUUGAAACUCCUCCUCAACCAAUGCCGGCCCUCCCAACCGACGCAUUACAUCCUCCGCGACGUCUCCCUCACCGCCCGCCCCGGCGAGCUGCUCGCCGUCGUGGGUCCCAGCGGCGCCGGUAAGUCCACGCUCCUAGACAUCCUCGCCGCCCGCACCGCCCCGACCGCCGGCUCCCUCCGCCUCAACUCCUCCCCCCUCCACCCGGCCUCCUUCCGCCGCCUCUCCGCCCACGUCCCCCAGCACGAUGCUUCCCUCCCACUCCUCACCGUCGCCGAGACCUUCGCCUUCGCCGCCCGCCUCCUCCUCCCCCGCCACGCCUCCGCCUCCGCCUCCGCUGUCAUCGCCUCCCUACUCGCCGACCUCCGCCUUUCCCACCUCGCCCACACCCGCCUUUCCGGCAACCUUUCCGGCGGGGAGCGCCGCCGAGUUUCCAUCGGCCUCAGCCUGCUGCGCGACCCUGCGGUGCUCCUCCUCGACGAGCCUACAUCCGGCCUCGACAGCUCAUCGGCGCACCUCGUCCUGCAGUCCCUACGGAGCGUCGCUGCCUCCCGCUCCACCACCAUCAUCCUUUCCAUCCACCAGCCCAGCUCUCGCCUUCUUUCCUCCAUUGACUCCCUCCUCCUCCUCUCCAAAGGCUCCGUCAUCCACCACGGCUCCCUCUCCUCCCUCGACCACUUUCUCCUCUCCGCCGGCUUCUCGGUCCCCUCCCAGCUCAACCCCCUCGAGUUCGCCAUGGAAGUGCUCCACCAACUCCCCCACCCGACCACCACCCUUAAAGCACAACGAGCUUCCUCCACCAAGUUGAUAGAACCGAAGAUCCAAGAAGAAGAAGAAGAAGAAGACAUCACAGUCCACUAUUCCAGUUCUCGAGUUCGAGAAAUCCUGACGCUCUACGGCCGCUGCUGGAAGCUCGUGUUCCGCACCAAACAGCUCCUCCUCGCCAACACUAUCGAGGCGCUCAUCGUCGGCUUCCUCCUGGGCACCAUCUACAUCAACUUGAGCUUCGACGACGAGGGCAUUGGCAAACGGCUCGGCCUGUUCGCCUUCACUCUCACCUUCCUACUCUCCUCCACCACCGAGACGCUCCCCAUCUUCGUGGGCGAGCGCCCCAUCCUCCUCCGCGAUACCUCCUCCGGCCUCUACCGCCUCUCCUCCCACCUCGUCGCUGGCACGCUCGUCUUCGUCCCCUACCUCCUCGCCAUCUCCCUCCUCUACGCCACCUCCGUCUACUUCAUCACCGGGCUCUGCGCCUCGUGGGCGGCGUUCACCGACUUCGUUCUCAUCGUCUGGGCCCUCGUCCUCACUGCCAACUCCUUCGUACUCUUCGUCAGCUCCCUCGCGCCGGACUACAUCGCCGGCACGUCGCUGGUCACGGUGUCGCUGGCGGGCUUCUUCCUCUUCUCCGGUUACUUCAUAGCAAAGGAGAACAUGCCGGAGUACUGGGUCUUCGUGCACUACUUAUCUCCAUACAAGUACGGGCUGGACGCGCUGCUGGCCAAUGAGUACAGCUGUCAAGCGAACCGGUGCUUCGAGUGGGCCGGCAAGGAGAUGGGAGGGGGGUGUUUGGCGACCGGAAGAGAUGUGCUGGCGAGGCGAGGCUUGAGGGAGGGAGAGAGGUGGGCAAACUUGCAGGUUCUCUUUGGGUUCUUCGCGUUCUACCGCGUCCUCUACUGGAUCGUUCUCCGGAGGAGGGCCUCCAUGUCCAAGAAAUGAUCCAAAGAUGGAAGCUUGGCUCCUCAUCAAGUUGCAGGAGUAGUGUAUGGUAUAUCCUCAAGUACGUACGUGCAUGUGUUCCACUGUCUUCUUCUCACGUUCUUCUUCUUCCAUCUGUAACCUAAACCUGCAACUAAGAUCUUUAACUAUCGUGCUGUCAAGGGUUUGCUUCGUGUUCUUAGCUUCAUCUUUGGAGGCAAACUAACCCAUAGAAACUGUUUACUGAACCCUAAGAAGGAGCACCGGACAGCUGCAGAGGCAACCGUGAGCGGGCAACCAUGUCGUCUCCCUCCACCACAUCACCACAUGGUGCUGGGGCCAUCCAUGGCUCCCACUGCGACCUAAUCGAAGGAGAAGGGCGAGGCGACGGUGUCCCGUCCUCUGUUCCCUUCUUGGGAUGUGCGCAGAGCUCACGGGUUCUUUGGGCGCAUCUGCGUCAUGUGAACUUUGGCCGUGUCCUCUCUGUCGAGCUCGUUGUCGUGCUUUCCAUCUCUGUUCGUGAAGCCGAAUCAUGCAUCCACUGUGGUCUACAUCAUCGGUUCUUCCGUCUCCCAAUAGAGAUGCACUCAUUGCAGCGUCCAUUCUCGCAUGUUUGUGAGAAACGAAUUCUCAUACGAUCACAUAAGACUGGUUUUGCUAUUUGUUUCGAGGAAGAAAAAUGAAAAUUUUAUUUAAUAAUUAAUUAUUACGAUUAUUAAUUAUUUAAGAAAUAAUAAAGGCAAUGCAUAGACAGAUGAGACCAGUAGGACUGAACAAAGAGACAGGUGGCGAUAAGUUACCAUCCUAAUCCCGCCUGCUUCGUCUCGCCUUGCAAUUCAUCCCUCCUUUGCUCGAUCAAUGCGUCGUGGUUUCGUUAAUCUGGCGCUCCGCCCCUGGCGAUCGAUCGCUCCCGGUUCGAACGACAAUGGAUGAUUUAGGGGUUGAGCUUGUAAUCGGCUAUUAGAAUUGUGGGUGGAUGUGGAAUUAGGGUUUUGGCAAGGGGACAUUGAAGGGAACAUUUGGAGGAGCUACUGAGGACCGGGCAGCGUACACUUGCCGGUGCUUCGAUCGGAGUGAUGCUCUCCGCUUUUGGAUUCUCCAACUACACCGAUUUCUGGUAACAGCGACUCUUUCACUUGCGGCGGCAUGCUCUUCAGCAGGUGUGACUGUUUUAUUUGUGAAGGAUGUGAAUUUUUGCUCGAAGUAUCAUGAGUUUUCAUGUGGCAGAUACCAAAUCUCCACUGCAAUGGCUUUUAUCACAUGUUUGUUACCCGCCAAAACUUCGCUGCUAAUGUUUUGGAUCCUGGCAUCUGUUUGACCAUACUUGUACAUCCUUCAUUGUAACACUAGUUUCUGUAAAACUAAAUCAGUAACUAGAGUAGCUUUCCUCCCCUUUUCUAAUCCUUUUGUGGGGGCUGAGGGAAUGUGAAUGAGUUGUAAUGUGUUCCUUAAGUAGUUAAGAUGAUUUGAUUGUUCUGUAAGCCAAUAAAAUUCAAGCCUUUUUGAAUUUUUAUACAGUAUUUCAGCUGUUGUUCUAAUUUGUUGUAUUCUGUUAUAUGACACUGCAGUUUCUUUAUAUACACCCUCUUCCAUUUUUCUUUUUGAACUUUCCAGUUGACCACUUGCAGCACGAUGAACCAACACAAUGGUUCCUAGACCUAUUGUUCCUCCUUUCUACAGGUUCCUGUUACUGUGCUUUGAUGAUGAUCAACACUCCCUGCCUGGAUUGAUCACAGCUUCCUUUCUUCUUCAGUAUCAUUUGUCUGUACCUGAGCAUGUUGAGAAACUUGUCAGUGAGUUGAGACACAUUAUAAGAAGAUGGAUGUUAAAAUUAAGGUUGUUUUUCUCCUAAUUCAUGGGUCCACAUUUUUUAGUAGAUAGGUGGAAAGUAAUCCAUUAUAUGUUCAUCUUUUUGUUGAUUUGGAGCCAUCUGAAAAUUACUCUUUUUAUAUUUUCCUCGUAUCCUUGAAUGAUUCCUUUUAUCAUCUUGCACAUGCAACUUCCAGGAGAACAAAAUUUCUUAUUCCAUGGGGAAAGAACAUUUGUACCAGCAUUUUGCAUUCCCUUCAUUUUUGUGAGUUCUGUGCCACCAUCUAAUAAUCCUGUAUCGUGAUUUCUUUUGUAUUUGUUAGAUUUCAUUCCUUACUGAUUGAGAAUGAGAUAAUAUUACUGAGAACUCUUUGAUGAUGGUAUAGAGUACACUCUUUGCUGAAAUCUGCUAUAGUAGAAAAAACUAAUUAUUCCUGACAAUUUGGUACAUGAAGAUAGCAUCACAGGAUUAAACUUCUUCUGUUGCAUCAGUAACUACAAACUUAUAUUUCUACUGUCAUGACAUCCAACUAUGUUUUAACAUUCUUUUACGUUCCUGCAUCAAGAAAGAAGUUGCAUGUUCUCGACUCUUCCAGUUGCACCAAGACAACCAGGUUGGCCUUGCUCACCUUUGUGAUCUUCGGACGAGCUGAUGCCAGGUGGUUCGCCAGACUAACUUUGUUGCAGCUGGAGCAGGUGCUGGUGGUGACGUCGAGAAGCCUUUGAUACCUGAAGAUGACCGGAGUCCGCUGGAAUCACUGAGCAGUCGCAUGUAAUAAGCUGAAGAUACGGAUGCUGGGAAGCUUGUGCAAUUCUCUUGAAGGGAAAAGAGGGAGAGGGGGUUCGCAUAAAAGGAAGAGCCGGUUGAGGCUACAUGAGGUACAGUACUGUUUGCCACUGCUCAAGCAGUAAGCCUAGCAACUGUGAAGUCAGGAAAGCGACUUCAAAACAAUACAAACAUGGUAGAAGGAGAAGUUGAUUAGGAAAGAUUAAUUGGGUUGGUGAUCCAGUUUCAACUCUUUCUUCAUGGAUCACUCACGACCUCCCUUCAAGAGGCUACCGGCCAAUUUUAUGAUCUCCACAAUUUGGGGAGGUGUUCCUCUCAAUGGCAUCCUCAGACAACAUGGGAUACUAUAAAUGUAUAAUGGAUGACACUGUAAAUGUCGAAUGGAUUAGAGUCUGUUAUACAAGUUGAAUGGGAGAAUUGAAUGUGAUGUUAUAACCAUGAAGAGAUAAAACUGAAAUGGCAAGACUCUUCAUGACUGAUGUUGUAUAAUAUUUCUGAUGUGUUUAGUAGUAAAGUAUAAGGGAUAAGACACCUCUCUGGGUGGGGAAGAUUGUUCUGCA
Messenger RNA from Musa acuminata AAA Group (dessert banana), 5167 nucleotides. RefSeq names its product ABC transporter G family member 4-like. The record is from RefSeq and is a predicted model, not a curated record. Gene Ontology annotation, molecular function: ABC-type transporter activity; ATP hydrolysis activity; ATP binding. Gene Ontology annotation, cellular component: membrane. Bases 110 to 2032 code for a protein of 640 amino acids. Gene Ontology annotation, biological process: transmembrane transport. The transcript is spliced from 4 exons. Lineage: Eukaryota; Viridiplantae; Streptophyta; Magnoliopsida; Zingiberales; Musaceae.